GGCAAGCAAUCUCUCAACCGUAGGCGUUUGGUUGGAGGUUUUGUUCUGCUCGGUUAGGGGCGUCGUCGAUGGCGAGAUCGGGGAGGGGAGGAGGCGGCGGCGGCGGCGGUGGCCGAUGGCGGAGCACCGGCAGCGAUAUGGCGAAGGCAACGCGAUGAAGUGCAAGAGCCACCCGUACGAGCAGGGCGUCGGCGUUUGCGCCUCCUGCCUCCGGGAACGCCUCCUCGCCCUCGUUGCCGCCCAGAACGAGCUCUCCGCCAACCACCAUCGUCGCCGGAGAUCCGACCCACCCCCGCAGCCUCCGCCGCCUCUCGUGUUCCCCCGUUCCAGCUCCCCUUACGUUUCCCACCGUCGAUCCGUCGGAUUCGACGCCUCCCCUGCCCACCCCCACCCCCACCACAACACGCGGUUCUUCAGCACCCCGCAGGUCGGCCCCACCUUCGGCGAUGCGGCCGAUGGCGGCCGGUUCGGCGAGAUCAGCGGCGGACGCAGGCGCAGGUUCUCUUUUAGGACCUUCUUCGGGCAUCACAGGUCGGAUGAGGCGGAGCCCGGUUUGGGGGCUCCCAAGGCUUCAGCACCGGGUUCUUGGUUCUCGGCUCUAAUCCGAGGCCGCAGGAAGAAGGCGCAUCUCUCCUCGGCCACAGAUGAGGAGGAGGAGGCGCCACCGGUGGGAGCGCGGCGAUCGCGCCGAACAGUAGAGAGGGGAAUGCCGCCAACAAUGGAGUACGAGGACGACAACGACGACGGCAACGGAUACACCAGCGACAAGUGUCGGCGGAGGCCAACCCCGACGCCGAUGCGGCUGUUCCCAGCAGCCCACCGGCCACAUCGCAGCAUCAGCGCCGUCUCGGGCUUCUCCGCCUGCCUGAGCCCACUGGUGAGGUUCAGGUCCGACGCACGGAGAAGCCAUACGGCGGAGCCGGAGAUCUCCCGCGACAUCAGUAGCCCGUCGUACCCCAUCCAGCACUGGAACCCCGCCGCGCUCGGGCCCAACCUGUCUAGAAAUGUGGCGGCGUCCAAAAAACUCAAAUGACGACUUUGUCCCCUAACGAAAUCCCCAUUUUACCACGUCUGUCCUCA
Musa acuminata subsp. malaccensis (wild Malaysian banana) is the source of this 1080-nucleotide messenger RNA. NCBI's taxonomy places the organism in Eukaryota, Viridiplantae, Streptophyta, Magnoliopsida, Zingiberales, Musaceae. The record is from RefSeq and is a predicted model, not a curated record.